This is a messenger RNA of Nerophis lumbriciformis (worm pipefish), 2880 nucleotides long. The record is from RefSeq and is a predicted model, not a curated record. Lineage: Eukaryota; Metazoa; Chordata; Actinopteri; Syngnathiformes; Syngnathidae.
AUGGCUCUUGUCAUGGAGCCCGUCAGCAAGUGGAGCUCCAGUCAAGUGGUGGACUGGAUGAAAGGACUGGACGACUGCCUGCAGCAGUACAUCAAGACGUUUGAGCGGGAGAAAGUCGGCGGGGACCAGCUGCUGCGUAUCACCCACCAAGAGCUGGAAGACUUGGGAGUGUCCAGGAUCGGCCAUCAGGAACUCAUACUGGAGGCGGUGGACUUGCUGUGUGCACUUAAUUACGGACUAGAGACGGAGAAUCUCAAGACCCUCUCUCAUAAGCUUAACGCGUCAGCUAAGAACCUGCAGAACUUCAUCGCAGGGAGGCGGCGCAGCGGCCAUUACGACGGCAGAGCCACCCGUAAGCUACCCAAUGACUUUCUUACCUCUGUGGUAGACCUCAUCGCCGCUGCCAAAAGCCUUCUGGCGUGGCUGGACAGGUGCUCCUUCUUCUCCAGGUCGCCAUUUGCAUCUGUGGCUGAUUACGGUGUCACCAGAAACAAUGUCAUCCAGCUCUGUCUCGAGCUUACAACAAUUGUACAGCAGGAUUGCUCUGUAUAUGAAACGGAGAACAAAAUCCUUCAAGUGUGUAAAACUUUAUCCGACGUGUGCGACCAUAUUAUAUCUCUAUCCUCGGAUCCCAUGGUGUCGCAGGCUGCGCAUCUGGAGGUAGUGCAGUUGGCUAACAUUAAAUCCACGGAGGGAUUGGGCAUGUAUAUCAAGUCAACAUACGAUGGUUUGCAUGUCAUUACUGGGACAACAGAGGGAUCUCCGGCUGAUCGCUGUAAGAAAAUUCAUGCUGGAGAUGAAGUCAUUCAGGUCAACCAUCAGACAGUGGUGGGCUGGCAACUCAAAAACUUGGUGAACCUUCUGCGUGGGGACCCGGCAGGUGUCACCCUGACGUUGAAGAAACGCCCACAGAGCACGCUCACGUCGACUCCUGCUUUGCUAAAGAACAUGCGGUGGAAACCUUUGGCUUUGCAACCGCUGUUCCCUCAGAGCCCCAGCAGCAGUGCUGCCACACCUACCAGCACUUUAAGCUCUCCAUCUAGGAGGGGAAGCUGCGCCCUUCAGGACCUCUACAUCCCACCUCCUCCAGCGGAGCCUUACACCCCCAGAGACGACAAAGGGAGUCUUCAACGUGACGACUCUAUGUCCGAGCACGUCCAUCCCAGCAAGCGCUCCGACUCACCAAAUUCUUACCUGGACCAGGAGUGUGGCUCUCAAUUCCCUCUGGUGGAAGAUGACUCUAUACUCUACUGCUACGAGUACGACCAGAACCAAGAAGUGUCGCCUGUGCGCAGGGGGAGCACGCCCACCUACAGCAGACUCAGGCCCAUCUCCAUGCCACUGGAAUACAACUGGGCAGGAGAUGAGGAGGAGAACCUGGCCAAGAUGAAGAGAGAGAGCAGGAGAGAAAAGUCCCUUCUGCGUUUUGCGAGUGAAGACAAAGGCCCCGGGGGAGAAUUCCUGUUGGGUCGCAGCCUGAGUCACAGUCGGAGAAAGCCGGAGAGGGGCAGCAGCCCCGCUCACUACACGCUCAUCCCGGCCCUCCAGAUGGAAGUUUCACUGUCCACGUCCAGCUCCGACUCUGCCUCUCUCUAUCACGUGUUUGAGCGCUCCUCGCUGCUGUCAAGGUCAAAGAAGAAGAAUAAAGCCGGAAGCCCCAUGGCCUCCAUCAGCAAGCGACGAAUCUCCUGCAGGGACUUGGGUCAGGGUGACUGUGAAGGCUGGCUUUGGAAAAAGAAAGACGCUAAAACCUAUUUUUCUCAAAAGUGGAAGAAGUAUUGGUUCAUUCUUAAAGACACCUGCCUGUACUGGUACAUGAACGAAGAGGAUGAGAAGGCAGAGGGCUUUGUCAAUCUUCCAGAGUUUAAGGUUGACCGUGCUACUGAAUGCAGGAGAAAAUUUGCUUUCAAGGCAUGCCACCCGAAGAUAAAGACCUUCUAUUUUGCAGCAGAAAAUGUAGACGACAUGUCAAGGUGGCUGAGUCGACUCAGCAUGGCUGUGGCGGGCUAUUGUGAUCAGGACAAAAUUCAGGAUCAGGAUUACUGGAGUGAGAGUGAUCAUGAGGACAUGGACAUGGCCUCCAUGAGCAAGCAGGACAGUCCACCGCCACCCUAUGACACCUAUCCCAGAGCGUCAUCAGUGAGCCCUUUCCUAGAACCCAAACAUAGUCACUUCUCCUCAUCUGACACGUUCCACUCACGUUCCUCUCAUGAGGAUUACCAUUCGGAGCCUCAGGAAGGCGGUGGCACCAACAGCGGUGGUAUCUCCCCCAGGCAGAAAUCCAGAAACCAGCGAAACUCGUGGCAGGAGCAGAUGGAGAGCAACGCCAGAAUGCACUUCCUCCAGGCGUACCCUGUGGAAGAGCCCCUGCUAUCUGCUGACAGGGAACAAAUGGCUAUGGAGUAUCGAAGGCAGUCUACGCUUCCUGCCCAGCGCAGCCUCCUCCAGGAGCAAUACAGAGCCUUACCCCUGCCCGUCAGGUCCAGUAUUGAUUCGGAAACGGGAGGGAAACCACGCAGCUUCACGCUACCGCGUGACAGCGGCCUUCACGCCAUCCUGGCGGCCAACGCCGGCGCUUCAGACGAGACGACAUCUCCGCGCUACCAGCUGGAACGGCCCAGAGAAAUAGGGCGCGGCGGACGUGACAUGAGAUUGCAGUCGGACUCUGUUGGGGAUUUGUAUCGAGCUCUGGAGCAUACCAGCCUGUCCACCUCCGCUGAGCACCGAUCCACCAGUCGCCUGGAGUACAAGCGUUCCUUUGUCCGCAGGGUUAACGACCCCUUGCUGAACGACAAGCUUCACCGCCUCCGCAUCCUCCACAGCUCUCUCAACAACGUCCCUCUUCCAGACAUAAACCGAUCCAUGGGCUUUUUAGGCUAA